Molecule: messenger RNA, 4350 nt
Organism: Ylistrum balloti
Lineage: Eukaryota; Metazoa; Mollusca; Bivalvia; Pectinida; Pectinidae
Product: mucin-2-like
Exons: 11
Coding region: 1-4350 (1449 amino acids)
Cellular component (GO): extracellular region
Molecular function (GO): chitin binding
Source: RefSeq, a predicted model, not a curated record
AUGGAAUUACGAGAGGGAAGUGUCAAAGUCCAGUUCAGAGUUCGAUGUGACGCCGUGACAAGUACAGAUGGUCAGGCCUUUCUAUUUGUCAUCAGAUCAACAGUGGCAGUAAUUAACAAUAAUCCAGACAGAGGAAGAUUUGGAAGAUAUGUUGUAACUGUUUCUACUCUUAUAGUGAUCAGUGUAAAUGAAAUAACAACUACCACUCCUUCAACAACAACCACCAUUCCUACAACAGCUAUUACUCCAACAACGACAAUAACAACUACAGCACCAACAUCCACAAUCGCAACUCCAACAACUACAAACACAACACCUACAUCCACAAUCACAACUCCAACAACUACAAACACAACAACUACAUCCACAAUCGCAACUCCAACAACUACAAACACAACAACUACAUCCACAAUCACAACUCCAACAACUACAAACACAACACCUACAUCCACAAUCACAACUGCAACAACUACAAACACAACACCUACAUCCGAUAUCACAACUCCAACAACUACAAACACAACAGCUACAUCCGAUAUCACAACUCCCAAAACUACUAACACACCUACAUCCACAAUCACAACUCCAACAACUACAAACACAACAACUACAUCCACAAUCGCAACUCCAACAACUACAAACACAACAACUACAUCCACAAUCACAACUCCAACAACUACAAACACAACACCUACAUCCACAAUCACAACUGCAACAACUACAAACACAACACCUUCAUCCACAAUCACAACUGCAACAACUACAAACACAACACCUACAUCCACAAUCACAACUCCAACAACUACAAACACAACACCUACAUCCACAAUCACAACUCCAACAACUACAAACACAACAACUACAUCCACAAUCGUAACUCCAACAACUACAAAAACAACACCUACAUCCACAAUCACAACUCCCACAACUACAAACACAACAACUACAUCCACAAUCACAACUCAAACAACUACAAAAACAACACCUACAUCCACAAUCACAACUCAAACAACUACAAACACAACACCUUCAUCCACAAUCACAACUCAAACAACUAAAAACACAACACCUACAUCCACAAUCACAACUCCAACAACUACAAACACAACACCUACAUCCACAAUCACAACUCAAACAACUACAAACACAACACCUACAUCCACAAUCACAACUCCAACAACUACAAAAACAACACCUACAUCCACAAUCACAACUCCAACAACUACAAACACAACACCUACAUCCACAAUCACAACUCCAACAACUACAAACACAACACCUACAUCCGAGAUCACAACUCCAACAACUACAAACACAACACCUACAUCCACAAUCACAACUCCAACAACUACAAACACAACACCUACAUCCACAAUCACAACUCCAACAACUACAAACACAACACCUACAUCCACAAUCACAACUCCAACAACUACAAACACAACACCUUCAUCCACAAUCACAACUCAAACAACUACAAACACAACACCUACAUCCACAAUCACAACUCCAACAACUACAAACACAACACCUACAUCCACAAUCACAACUCAAACAACUACGAACACAACACCUACAUCCACAAUCACAACCCAAACAACUACAAACACAACACCUACAUCCACAAUCACAACUCCAACAACUACAAACACAACACCUUCAUCCACAAUCACAACUCCACCAACUACAAACACAACACCUUCAUCCACAAUCACAACUCCACCAACUACAAACACAACACCUUCAUCCACAAUCACAACCCAAACAACUACAAACACAACACCUUCAUCCACAAUCACAACCCAAACAACUACAAACACAACACCUUCAUCCACAAUCACAACCCAAACAACUACAAACACAACAAUAACAACUUCGAUGCCGUCUGCUACAACUGUUGUUUUACCAGUCUUGGUAAUGGAUGACGUCACAGCUGUAGUAAAUGAGCCUGCACGAGUGGAGUGUAGCGUGUUCAACGCCGGUUACUGGAACAAUCUUACCAUUGUGUCGACUAAAGACAGUAUUACCUACAAGAGAGGCGAGAGUGAAUACAUUGAAAAUGGAAAUAACGUCACGGUUUUCUUCGAUAUAACAUUAACAGACUGCACAGAUGCUGGUAUCUACACGUGCAAAGUUGACAACGCAGUUGAAGAUACAGCGGAAGUACAUGUCACUGGGAAACCUGAAAAUGUGACUCUGGAACUGCCAAGAUUUCUGAAUGAAGGACAAACCACAUCUGCUGUUUGUAGGGUAACUGGUACAGUUGAUAUGAACAUUAAAUUGCAUGUAAAGAAACCAGCUUCAUCAACAUACUAUAUUCAUAUUGGAGAAAUUACAUCAACAAACCAACAUGGUGACUGUCUGUUAUCAUAUACCGCUACUUUCGACUUUGUGCCCAGUUUUGUGGACAACGGAACCGAAUUAAAAUGCGUUGUUGAAAACACAGUACUGGGUGUAACAAGCGAGUCUAAAACAGAGGUUAUCUAUGUUGUCAGGGGAGAGGUGUCUUUCGACAGUUAUGAACAAACAUUGGAAGCUGGUAAAGUUUCGCCUCCUUUACGAUGCACAGCUUCAAACAGUUCGCUUUCAUCAACAAUGAAAAUUCUAAGACAUGAUGGCUUUGACAAUACUACAGUGAUGAUUACUUCUAACGGCAACAUGGUACAGUUUGAAUCCACGCGUAUACAAAAUGGAGCGAUUUCUUGGAACGGUAACGACCUUGCUCUAUCCUUCGAGAUCAUCAAAGUGUCGUGUGAAGACGAAAGUGUUUACAGCUGUGUGGUCAACAACAGCGUUGCCAUUUUGACGUCACCAAGCAAAACCAUUCACGUGGAACGUCCUCCGGGUAUUCCAGUACUGAAAUUAGAUCCUCAUCAGACGACCAUACCUAACGACCCGAACGCACCGACACACAAACACACAUGUAGUGUGGAUGUGGGUUACCCUGAGGGUAACAUAGAUAUUGAAAUACUACGAAAGGGUGAUGUCAUGUUUCAACAGCUGACAUCAACUGAUCUAAAUGAUGUUUCAACCACACCUAACACUUGGGAAUGCGACGAUGCCUUGCGAACUGUCAGCUUCGGAAUCAACUUUCAUGAGGAUAUGGAAGAAGCCUUGGUCCGUUGUGUUGUCACGAAUAGUAAUGGGGACAUCAGAACAUAUUCAGACAAUGCAACCAUAGAACUUGUACCAGACAACAUAUGCAGCAAUACAGGAGGAGACAAGGUAACUGCACACCCUAAUAACUGUCACAAGCACGUUGAUUGUAAUAGUGACGUCUUAGUGGUCAACGAUUGUCAGGAGAAAUGUUUUGUGUCCAGAGGAACAUAUGCAGACUGUGAAGACUGUGACAAUGUACCCUGCCCUCCCCCAACUACCACUCCGCCUCCUUCGACAACACCCACUGGUCCAAUGUUGCUGACGUGUAACGACAUAUCUGCUUAUAUCAAUGAUGCCACCUCACUUCAAUGUCAAAUUAAAAGUAGCGGUUUUGAUGCAAUAUUGCUAUCACACAUGUCCUCUACAACAACUGCGUCAGACAUAGUGUCAUUAGGACAGAUCACAAAAGUCUCAGCUGAUGUUUUAUCGACGGAUUCUGUAUGGGUUGACCUUGACCUCGCAUACCACACAGAUGGGUUGAUGGAGUAUAUCAAUGUGACCAUACCAAAACUAGUUUGUGCAAUGGAUGGAAUGUUUUAUCUAAACUUAACCAAUGGCAAUUCGUCAUCAACGACAACCUCCAAAAUUAAUGUGCUAGAUAUCCCGAGAACAUCACCUACCAUUUCUUUAUCCUUUGGAUCAGUUGUUGAAAAUGGUGCACAGACAUUUACAUGUGAAGGAGACAUUGGUACAAAUCAGGGAACCUUGACACUGGAGAUCUUUGAUAAACCAUCAGAACAAUUCAUACCAACCACAAGUGUCAACAGUCCUACCGAUCAGAAAAACGGGUGUAUGGUGACCCGGACCGUAACGACAACGUUGUUCCCAUCCUUCAGCCAGAAUGGUACUGUGGCAAGAUGCUCCGCCUUUCUUAAUGACACCAAAAAGCCAAAGGACGUGACCUUAACCUCUGAUAAUGUUACAUUACUUGUUAUCCCAUUCCCAGACAAUCCGUUAGACUGUUCUAACUAUCCAACUGGUUCAUGGUACAUACCACCAGUCAACAUCUACCCCUCCAAGUGUGAUCAAUAUGUCUGGUGUGCAAGUGGAACAAAAGUGGCUGAUAAAACAUGUUCGCCAGGGCAAUAUUUCACCAACUUCACUGAUUCAGCACAAACAUGUACAGCAGACUAUGAAAGCUCAUUCUGUGCAGCAUACGGUGAGACAACUAAAGAUGUCAAACAAUAUUAA